AUGGAGGAGGAGGCUGCGAGGAAGAGGAAGAUGCCUUGGGCCCCCCAGGCAGGCCCCGAGCUGAGGACGGAGAGCCCGGAGGACAAAUCCCCCCGUGAGACCCUGGUGGGAGAGGCCGUUUUGAAGGGCUCCCCGGCGCAGGAAGGCAGCGGGGAGGAAAAGGGCCGGAGAUCCCCCCGCAGGAGGGGCUCCAAAGCCAGCCCAGGGUGCUCUGAGGAGGAAAGACCCAGCCUGUGCCUGGAAGGCGGCCAGAGCUUGAGGGGGAGCUCUGAGCUGGUGGACCCUGAGCAGCCUCCUAGCAGGGAGAAGCCAUUCAGGUGCUUGGAAUGUGGGAAGAGCUUCAGGCAGAGCUCCCAUCUGAUCCGACACCAGCACAUCCACACUGGGGAACAGCCAUACACGUGUGGGGAAUGUGGGAAGAGCUUCAACCAGAGAUCCAACCUCCUCAAGCACCAGCACAUCCACACUGGGGAAUGGCCCUACACGUGUGGGGAGUGUGGGAAGAGCUUUAGGCAGAGCUCCACCCUGAUCCAACACCAGCACAUCCAUAAUGGGGAACGGCCCUACAAGUGCAUGGAAUGUGGGAAGAGCUUUGGGAACAGCUCCCACUUGAUUCAACACCAGCACAUCCACACUGGAGAACGGCCCUACACAUGUGGGGAAUGUGAGAAGGGCUUCAGUGACAGCUCCAGCCUCCGCAAACACCAGCGCAUCCACACUGGAGAACGGCCCUACAAGUGCUUGGAAUGUGGGAAGAGGUUUCAGACCAGCUCACAUGUUCUCCUGCAUGAGCGGACGCACACGGAUGAGAGGCCCUUCCGCUGCACCGACUGCGGGAAGGGCUUCAACCGGAACUCCCACCUCAUCAGGCACCGAUCCAUCCACACCGGGGAGAGGCCCUACAAGUGUGGGGAGUGUGGGAAGAGCUUCACUCACAGCUCCACCCUUCACACCCACCAGCGCGUCCAUACCAAGGAACGGCCCUAUGUGUGUGGGGAAUGUGGGAAGAGCUUCAGUGACAACUCCAGCCUUCACUCUCACCAUCGCAUCCACACUGGAGAACGGCCCUACAAGUGCUUGAAAUGUGGGAAGAGCUUCAUGAAGAGCUCCCACCUCCUCAGCCACCAGCACAUCCACACUGGGGAACGGCCCCACACGUGUGGGGAAUGUGGGAAGAGCUUCAGUUACAUCUCCAGCCUCUGCAGGCACCAGCGCAUCCACACCGGGGAAAGGCCUUACAUGUGUGGGGAGUGUGGGAAGAGCUUCACCCAGAGCUGUAACUUGACCUCACACAAACGGACCCACCAGUAAGGGAAGCCCUCUGAGUGCCCUGACUGCGGGAAGAGCUUCCGCCCCUGCUUCCACCCCAAAUGAACCCCCUGAUGGGGAGACAACCCCUGGAGUCCAGUGACUGUCAGUCCAUCCCUUUCCACCAGAAAGGGCCAGUCCCCUUUCCCAGGGGCAGCUUCUUCCAUCAGAACCCUUCCUGAGGUGGUGUGUGGAGAUUCCUGCC
Messenger RNA from Corapipo altera (White-ruffed manakin), 1513 nucleotides. Its product is annotated as zinc finger protein 239-like. The record is from RefSeq and is a predicted model, not a curated record. Bases 1 to 1311 code for a protein of 436 amino acids. Gene Ontology annotation, biological process: regulation of transcription by RNA polymerase II. NCBI's taxonomy places the organism in Eukaryota, Metazoa, Chordata, Aves, Passeriformes, Pipridae. Gene Ontology annotation, molecular function: RNA polymerase II cis-regulatory region sequence-specific DNA binding; DNA-binding transcription factor activity, RNA polymerase II-specific. The transcript has 2 exons.